AUGCAAAAUUUAAAAUUGCCAGAGGUUGAUACAUUUGAAUCCAUUCCAUCUACACCUUCAGUGAUUGAAGAUGUUUUAGAAGAGUCAGAUGACAGUGAGGGUGAAUUUUGUGAAAUAGAUAAUGAUGAUAAUGUUUAUUUUAACAAAAAUAAUACAAAUAAUAUUAGUGAUGAUGAAUUUGAAAUCAUGAUUGAUAAAACAACUGAUAGUUGCAAUUUUCAUCAAAAAUGUGCAGUAAUGUGUUAUAAUGAAUCAGAUGACAGAUCUCCUAAUUUACAUCCAACAGGCAUUAAAAAAAUCAGAAAUUGUGAAGAUUCAAUUAUCACAUCAAGACAAUGCUUAUUUUGUGGCCACAAUUUUUAUGUAUUAUCAUGUGGAAAAAGUUGCACAGUACAUACAUGGAAUUUACUUGGAAGAGAUUUGAUUGUACCAUGCAUAACUCAGCAUACAUGCUCAGUGAUGGAUAAUAAUAUUUCGCCAGUAUUUGAAAAAUUAUCUGAGGAUCACAUUACCUAUCAUCCAUGUUAUAUAUGUCUUUCAUGCUUUGAAAAGAAUGGAGGUCAUGUUCAUAUACCUACAGGAAAAGGCUCAAAUAAAAAAUGUAGUCAUAGCAAUGAUAUUACAAAAUCAUUACAAAGUUUGGCAACUUGGAUUAUGGGUAUUUCUUUAUCAGAUAACCAUGCAUUAAAAGAGAAUGUUUUAUCAAAACUUGUGUCUGUUUUAAAUGUUUAUUCAAACAAAAAUGAUGAUUUAUUUUUUUUGAAUAACCACACUCUAAAUUUAUUGAAUCCUCUGAUCAUCAAAGCUUCGUUAAAACUUGGUAAAGCUGAUAAAUUAAUUUCAAAACAGAAAAAAAAUCCUGUCAACCCUGGUGAAUGUUUUCAAUUCAGUCAAAGUCUGGGGAAAUCAUUAUAUCAUUCUAGAGAAUUGGUUAAAAAAAAAUAA
Molecule: messenger RNA, 945 nt
Organism: Entrophospora sp. SA101
Lineage: Eukaryota; Fungi; Glomeromycota; Glomeromycetes; Entrophosporales; Entrophosporaceae
Source: the annotation of a GenBank genome assembly